This is a messenger RNA of Zea mays, 527 nucleotides long. Its product is annotated as transcription initiation factor TFIID subunit 7. The record is from RefSeq and is a predicted model, not a curated record. Gene Ontology annotation, molecular function: RNA polymerase II general transcription initiation factor activity. NCBI's taxonomy places the organism in Eukaryota, Viridiplantae, Streptophyta, Magnoliopsida, Poales, Poaceae. Gene Ontology annotation, biological process: RNA polymerase II preinitiation complex assembly; transcription initiation at RNA polymerase II promoter. Gene Ontology annotation, cellular component: transcription factor TFIID complex.
CCUAAGUUUCGAUGCACUGUCCCAGUGGAUUUGGGACUGCGAUGGAGGAGCAGUUCAUCCUCCGCGUGCCGCCAUCCGUCGCAGAGCGGAUCGAGCGCCUCAUGAAUGAAUCCGCCGCCUCCUCCUCCAACCCCCACGAGGCCUCCCUCGACCUCUCCUUCUCAGAGGAUGGAAGAAAUGACACAUUUAUGAUCGGUAAUGAGAGCUUUCCUGCAUCUCUCUUGGAUCUACCUGCUGUGGUGGAGUCAUACAAAAUAUAUGAUGCUUCUGCUAUUAAAACUGCUGAUGUUGGUCAGAUGAUUAUGGUAAGAGAAGAAAAUGAUCCUGCUCCAGAAGGAGUUGAGUACAAGCAUGGGCUUACUCCUCCAAUGAGGGAUGCACGCAGGCGACGUUUCCGCAGAGAACCAGACUUGAACGCAGAGCUGGUUAACCAAGUUGAGAAGCAUCUUAUCAGUAUCAUGCAUGGAGUAUCUGUCAGUAUCCUUUUAUUUUCUUCUCUUGCCACUUGCUAAAUGGUAGCAUGUGUU